GUAUCAUUGACCGCCCCUUUCCGCGAGAACCCUAUCCGCGUCCCUUCUCUUCGUCGCUCGAUUCCUCUUCUCAGAUCUGCAUCGCAGAUGUCGGGCGCCCUUGACAUGUCCCUCGACGACAUAAUCAAAUCCAGCAAGAAGACUGCCGGCGGCGGACGCGGGCGGGGCCGUGAGGGCGGCGGGCCGUCCCGUCGCGCGCCCAACCGAACGGCUAACCGAUCCGCCCCUUACUCCGCCGGGAAGGCUCCCGACUCGGUGUGGCAGCACGGCAUGUACUCGACGGCGCAGGCGGGCGGUUUUCCUGCUGCGACGGCGAGGGCUUCCUCCAUAGAGACCGGCACCAAGCUGUAUAUCUCGAAUUUGGAAUUCGGAGUGUCGAACGAGGACAUCAAGGAACUGUUUUCAGAGGUUGGGGAUCUCAAGCGUUAUUCUAUAAAUUACGAUAGAAGCGGAAGGUCUAAGGGAUCGGCUGAAGUGGUCUUUGCAAGGAGAACUGAUGCUAUAGCAGCUGUGAAGAGGUACAAUAAUGUCCUACUCGAUGGAAAACCCAUGAAAAUAGAAAUUAUCGGCACAAAUAUUUCAACACCAGCUGUUGUACCUCAAGCUACAGAUGGUGCCUUUGGAAAGCCUAAUGGCACUUCAAAAAGCACGGGACCAGCAAGAGUUUCUCCAGGAUGGCCACGAGCUGGUGGCCGUGGAAGAGGGCGGAGCCGUGGUAGAGGUAAAGGACGUAGUGAACCUGUUUCUGCUGAAGCACUUGAUGCAGAUUUGGACAAGUAUCAUACAGAAGCGAUGCAAACCAACUGAAUGGUGUCAUUUGUCUCUUUCACCCUAUUACCAUUGCUUGCCUGAUGCCGCUCCAUAUUUGUAUUUUGUUUUGCAAACAUGCAUAAUCUAGCUAAUGUAUCAUCACCAUACUGUGUGGGGUUCUGGGCUUUUCAUUUUCGCUUGUUGUUUUCCUUCGGUUUGAAUUUCCUACUGUGGUUAAAGUGAAAACCUGGUGUCUGGCCUUAGUCGUCAUUUCAUUCGGUUGAUCAA
This is a messenger RNA of Zingiber officinale, 1038 nucleotides long. Its product is annotated as THO complex subunit 4B-like. Gene Ontology annotation, biological process: mRNA export from nucleus. Bases 88 to 807 code for a protein of 239 amino acids. Gene Ontology annotation, cellular component: nucleus. The record is from RefSeq and is a predicted model, not a curated record. The transcript is spliced from 5 exons. Gene Ontology annotation, molecular function: mRNA binding. NCBI's taxonomy places the organism in Eukaryota, Viridiplantae, Streptophyta, Magnoliopsida, Zingiberales, Zingiberaceae.